AUGUCGCAUGCAUGUAAUCCAGUGAUACGCAUUUUGGGUCCAAAACUGUAUGCGCUGCACUUUACAUCAAGUCCCGCUUUGGUAGCCACCCCCGAGCCCCUGCCCACUCACACGGCACGGUUCCUGGACGGGCGGGCGGCAGCAGCCGACUGGCACGCGGAGCUGGCGCGGGAGUCUGCGCACAUCCUGAAGGUGGCGGGGCGGCGCCCCGGCCUCGGCGUGGUCCUGGUGGGCGACCGCCCCGACUCCAAGCUGUACGUCACCCGAAAACGGGAAGCCUGUGAAAAGGUGGGCAUCUCGGAGCGCCUGGUUCAGCUUCCAGAUGACUGCAGCAUCGGCGACGUGCAGCGCGUGGUGGGUGAGCUCUGUGCCGACCCCGGUAUCGACGGCGUGCUGGUGCAGUUACCCCUGCCGCCCGACAUCUCCGAGGAGCGGGUCAUGGAGAGCUUCGAUCCCAGCAAGGACAUCGACGGCUUCCACCCGCUCAAUAUGGGUCGGAUGCUUAUGCGGGGUCGCAGCACAGGCUUCGUCCCCGCCACGGCGCUGGGCACGCUGCGCCUGCUGGCCGCGGGCGGCGUGGAGCUGCGCGGCGCUUCGGUGGUGGUGGUGGGCGACAGCAACACGGUGGGCACCCCCCUGGCGGCACUCAUGCGGGACGCGGGCGCGGCCUCGGUCACCGUGGUGCACCGCACGUCCUACUCCGCGCUGUUCGCGGACGCGCUGUCACCGCGCUUGGCCGCGGCGCGCGUGGCAGCGGCGGCCUGUGCGCCGCGCGUGCCGCCAGGGCCCUCGCAGGCCGCGCGCGCUGCCGACGUGCGGGAGGAGGCGCUGGAGCACCUGGCGGGCCUGCCGGGCAUUACGCGCACCGCCGACGUGCUGGUGGUGGCGGUCGGCUACCCGCGCCUGGUGCGCGCCUCCUGGGUCAAGCCGGGGGCUGCGGUGGUGGACGUCGGCAUCAACGUGGAGGGCGGCCGCGUGGUGGGCGACGUGGACGAGGCGGGGGUGGCGGGGGUGGCGGGCGUGAUGACCCCCGUCCCCGGGGGGGUGGGGCCCAUGACCAUCGCAGCCACGCUGCACAACGUUGUGGCCUCCGCGCGGGACAGGCUGCUGGGUCCACGGGAGGUGCCCCAGGUGGAGCCCCUGGGGGGCCUACUGCGGCGGGGGGACCUGCACUAUGCCUUCCCAGAUUCGCGCACGUGA
Molecule: messenger RNA, 1200 nt
Organism: Auxenochlorella protothecoides
Lineage: Eukaryota; Viridiplantae; Chlorophyta; Trebouxiophyceae; Chlorellales; Chlorellaceae
Product: Bifunctional protein FolD
Exons: 4
Coding region: 1-1200 (399 amino acids)
Biological process (GO): tetrahydrofolate interconversion
Cellular component (GO): cytosol
Molecular function (GO): methylenetetrahydrofolate dehydrogenase (NADP+) activity; methenyltetrahydrofolate cyclohydrolase activity
Source: RefSeq, a predicted model, not a curated record